ACUCCUUCUCUCUCAAAAGGCUAGCUUUUGAACGAAGCAAUCACGAGAAACCUUUGAAAAUCUCUUACUUUUGGAUCCGUUCCUUAUUCACUUGGUUUCAAUUCAACUUGCAUCCCAAACUUUCUGGUGCUUUACCCUCUUCUCGUGUAUUCAUUUUUUUCCAGGGAAAUUUUCUCUCCCUCUUUGUUAGUUUUCCCGGACAAUUUUCUUUGGUCUACCUACUAAGGAAAAAAAGAAAGAUGAAGCCCAUUUGUUUCCUUCUCUGUUUCUGUUUCCUUCCUGUAAAAGUCUCUUCCUUUUAACAUAAUCUAUCUUAGUUCAGCUUAUUAAAAACCUCUGUUUUAAGAUUUCUCUUCCUUGAUUCUGUUUUGUUUUCUCGAAAAAAUUAAUGAACCCGCGGUUAUAUUCUCGGGAAAUCCUAUCGAACUCAUGUUUCUGAAUCAGUUCAUGCAUUUCUUGAAAUCUAUUCACACUUUCAGAAGGAAAACCUCAGUUUGAUAGAAUUCGAAAACCCUAGAUCCUCUGUUUUUCAAACCCGACCUUGUGAUCCAAGUCACCUCUCUUCUGAUUUACCAUGCCUGUUUCAUGUUUCAACCCGUUUCUCCGGCGAUCCAAAUUCCCUCCAGAGCCUUCCCUCCCCGCCUUAUCCGCUAACCCGUCCUCAUCCAAAACUAACCGGUAUGCAGAAAGUGAGACGAUGGAUAAGAAGAGAUUCGACAGUAUGGAAUCUUGGUCGAUGAUCCUAGAGUCCGAGAACGUGGAGACAUGGGAAACGUCUAAAGGCGAAAGAGAGGAAUGGACCGCAGAUCUUUCGCAGCUCUUUAUCGGAAACAAAUUUGCUUCCGGGGCACACAGCCGGAUCUACAGAGGGAUCUACAAGCAGAGAGCCGUUGCCGUGAAGAUGGUGAGGAUCCCAACACACAAGGAAGAGACAAGGGCUAAACUUGAACUGCAGUUUAAGUCCGAGGUUGCUCUGCUUUCUCGUCUCUUUCACCCUAACAUCGUCCAGUUUAUUGCGGCUUGCAAGAAACCACCGGUAUACUGCAUAAUAACAGAGUACAUGUCACAAGGUAAUCUCCGAAUGUACCUCAACAAGAAAGAGCCUUACUCGCUCUCGAUCGAGACUGUACUAAGGUUGGCUCUAGACAUCUCAAGAGGAAUGGAGUAUCUUCACUCGCAGGGUGUUAUCCACAGAGACCUAAAGUCUAACAAUUUACUUUUGAAUGAUGAAAUGAGAGUUAAGGUUGCAGAUUUUGGGACUUCUUGUCUUGAGACGCAGUGCAGAGAGGCCAAGGGUAAUAUGGGAACUUAUCGAUGGAUGGCUCCAGAGAUGAUCAAGGAGAAGCCUUACACUAGAAAAGUCGAUGUUUACAGCUUCGGCAUCGUUCUGUGGGAACUCACUACUGCCUUGCUUCCAUUCCAAGGCAUGACUCCCGUGCAAGCCGCGUUUGCAGUCGCUGAAAAGAACGAGAGACCGCCACUACCGGCUAGCUGUCAGCCAGCACUAGCUCACCUGAUCAAGAGAUGUUGGUCAGAGAAUCCUUCAAAGCGGCCGGACUUUUCAAACAUUGUGGCGGUGCUAGAGAAGUACGACGAGUGUGUCAAAGAAGGACUCCCUUUGACGUCACACGCAAGCCUCACGAAGACCAAAAACGCGAUUCUUGAUCGCCUUAAAGUCUGCAUCUCAGCUAUCAGCCCACCAUCUUCGUCGUCAUCUGUUCCUAUAAAUGCCUAGUUGUUGUUUAAAGAUUAUCAUAACAAUCUCUCUUUCAUUGUAAAGCUUAAUAUUCUUUUUCUUUUUUUUCUUUCAAUAAUUAUUUUAUUGUAUUUCGCAUCUAUGCGAUGUUAUGGUUUACACGUAGUUAAUUAGGCUGAUUAAA
Brassica oleracea var. oleracea is the source of this 1880-nucleotide messenger RNA. Its product is annotated as serine/threonine-protein kinase HT1-like. The transcript has 3 exons. Bases 575 to 1735 code for a protein of 386 amino acids. The record is from RefSeq and is a predicted model, not a curated record. Gene Ontology annotation, biological process: protein phosphorylation. NCBI's taxonomy places the organism in Eukaryota, Viridiplantae, Streptophyta, Magnoliopsida, Brassicales, Brassicaceae. Gene Ontology annotation, molecular function: protein kinase activity; ATP binding.